This is a messenger RNA of Musa acuminata AAA Group (dessert banana), 3088 nucleotides long. RefSeq lists its product as uncharacterized. The record is from RefSeq and is a predicted model, not a curated record. NCBI's taxonomy places the organism in Eukaryota, Viridiplantae, Streptophyta, Magnoliopsida, Zingiberales, Musaceae. Gene Ontology annotation, cellular component: snRNA-activating protein complex. The coding region runs from base 108 to 3017 and encodes 969 amino acids. Gene Ontology annotation, molecular function: RNA polymerase II cis-regulatory region sequence-specific DNA binding; RNA polymerase III type 3 promoter sequence-specific DNA binding. The transcript has 14 exons. Gene Ontology annotation, biological process: snRNA transcription by RNA polymerase III; snRNA transcription by RNA polymerase II.
UGCGCUCGUCGGCCGUACCAUCGCUGCUCCUCCCCCGCGCACUCGUCCUCUUGAACCCUAACUUAAAUUCCCCUCCCUUCGAUCGCCUGCGAGCGGCCUCCUUACCGAUGGCGUCCUCUUCCUCCUCUGGGAGCGACCGGGACGACGCCUUUGACGCGGACAUGGAGGCACUGCGCAGGGCCUGCAUGCUCACCGGCGCUGACCCCUCCAACGUAGGCGGUGCUGGAUCCGAUUCCGAAUCAGAAUCCGGACCGGAGAGCGGCGGGACCGACGAUGCCGGCCUCCUCCGCCGCAUGCGGGAGCGGUUCUCUUCGCCCUCCCCGGCUCUGAAUUCCUUGCCUUUUAACAAGCCCUCGAGUACUCUCCCGCAGGAGUCUGAUCGUGAGGAUGAUUUCGAAACCCUUCGUGCAGUCCAGAAGAGGUUUAAGCAGUUCGAGAGCGAUUCUCUGAGGAAGAAGCCUGGAAAACUUCUAGAAGAACCUGAGAUAGCUGUUGGUAUUGAUGUGUGUGGGCCUGAAACUCCUAAUAGAUCCACAGAAUUGAGCAAAGAGCUUGGCUACAGUUAUAAUGAAUCACACACCCUAGAGCACGAAGAAUGCAAUUCAAUUGUUAGGGAUUUGAUGCAUCCUAAGUUCCCAAAGUCUGCUCAGAAUUUUGUUGAUGCUCUCAAGAAGAACAGGUCAUGUCAGAAACUUAUUAGGAGGAAGCUGAUAGAAAUUGAAGCAAAGAUUGAAAAAAAUAAAGAACUGAAAGAACGUAUCAAAUGUCUUAUGAACUUUCAGGUUGCCUGCAAAAGGAAAGUGAUGAAUGUUUUAUGUCAAAGGAAGGACCCUCGUGUUAAGUUAAUAUCUGUGAAGAAACCUACAUCUGAAAAUUCUUCAAAGACUACUUUGAAGAAGCUUCCCGCCUUACAUUUUGGUCCAGGUGAAAACUCUCAUAUUUUAAGAUGUAGAAUGGUACUUGAAAGAUUCCCUGUCUCACUAUGUAAGCAACCAUGGUCAAAGACUGAGAAAGAAAAUCUUGCAAAGGGAAUAAAGCAACAGUACCAAGAGAUGUUGAUUUUGAACUCGAUGAAUAUGGAAAGUGAUGAAGAGGGUAUUACAGACUCAAGCAUAAUGUCUGCAACAACAUUAAGUGAUCUUGAGUUCACGCCUGAAAAAAUUCGAUCUUUCAUGCCUUUGGUAAAUUGGAAUCGGCUGGCUUCCAUGUAUGUCAUGGGCCGUUCUGGUACAGAAUGUGAGGCAAGGUGGUUAAACUGUGAAGAUCCGAUGAUUAAUCACAGUCCUUGGACAGUAAUGGAGGAUAAGAAGCUUUUGUUUAUUGUUCAACAAAGGGGCAUUUACAAUUGGAUAGAUAUUUCAAUUCUAUUGGGCACACACAGAACACCAUUUCAAUGUUUAUUACGUUAUCAACGGAGUCUAAAUCCUCAUAUUCUGAAAAAGGAGUGGACAGAAGAAGAUGAUGUGAAGCUUUCUGCGGCUGUCGAGAACUAUGGUGAUAAUAAGUGGCAGUUCAUAGCUUCUUGUCUAGAAGGCCGUACAGGUCCUCAGUGUUCUAAUAGGUGGAAAAAAACCCUUAACCCUGAGAGGAAGAAAGUAGGUAGGUGGUCUGUGGACGAGGAUAAACAGCUAAAAGUAGCAGUUAUGCUCUUUGGGGCCAAGAACUGGAACAAGAUAGCUUGGUUUGCACCUGGUCGGACACAAGUCCAAUGUCGAGAAAGGUGGCUUAACUGUUUAGAUCCAGCUUUAAAUUUAAAUCCAUGGACUGCAGAAGAGGAUGCCAAGUUGUUGGAUGCAAUAGCAGUUCAUGGAAAUUGUUGGUCUAAAAUUGCUGCUUGCAUACCUCCACGCACUGAUAACCAAUGCAGGAGGAGAUGGAAGAUUCUGCUUCCAGAAGAAGUGAAAUUGCUUCAAGCUGCGGCACAGAUAAAGAAGACUGCACUUAUAUCCAACUUUGUAGACCGAGAAAGUGAGCGACCAGCAAUUGGUCCAAAUGACUUUACAUCAAUCGUUAAUUCUACUAUAUCUGAAAAAACUGAUUAUGUGGAAGCUAGGAAGAAAAAGCUAAGUGAUCAUCAGCCAAAGAAGUCCAAAGCUAAGUCCAGAAGAGUCAUUAAAGAAAAUUCAAUGGAGGAUCAGGAUAUAAAUAAUUUUACUGAUACUGUUCCUGCUGACUUGGCUCAUCUACCAAGCACAGAAUCUAAUUCCACUGAGCAUCUUGGUAUCUGCAGAUCAGGGAAUAAAAGAUCAAGGUCUAGUGAUAAAAGACCAAGAAAAUCAAGAGUUAAAUCCGGAAGUCAUCUUAAAGAAAAUUCAACAAAGGAUUGCAUGAUAAAUACUUCAUCCGAUAUAGCUCCAGCCGGCAUGUCACUUACAACUGCUGUAAACUCGGCUUCUACAGAAGGUGUGUGCAUUGGCAGGACAACGGAUAUAACAUUGAGUGAAAAUCAACAAAGUACUGACAGACAUUUAGUACCGGAUACAAGUGCUGACAAUUCUGCUACAGAGAGCAUCAGUUGCUGGAGUAAAAGAGCCAAAAGGAAGCACGAACAAUUAAAAAGUGGGGCAUUAGAAACUACUGCUGGUGGAACUGUUGGUGACAGUCUACUGGUUUCUGAGACAGAUUAUUCUGCCAUCAUUACUAAUCACAGUCAGAGGGCAAGAAAUACCAAAUCAAGAGGACCUGGAGCAAAUGAUCAAAGGGGGAAUUCUUGUGAAAACGUAAGCAGAAAAAAUAAGAUGCAGUGCAAAGGAACUCCCAGAACUAUGUAUGUUGGUGAUGUUGAUGAUUCAUCUCUUCUCAUGGCAUUUAAUAAGAAAGAAAAAAGAAAAGGAGAAAAUAUGGUGUUUGAAGAGAACACACAAGCUGCUGAGGAUCCAUUUAAGACGAUAGCUAUAUGUUGUGGUGGUGGUGAUGAUGAUGAUGAUGAUUCAUCUCUUCUUGCCACAUUUUAUAAGAAAGCAAAAAGAAAACAGAAAUGUAUAGUUACCAAAGAGAACACACAGGCUGCCAAAUAAAUUGCAGCAACCAAGUGAAAACACAGAGAUGUUAGGACAUUUUGAAAGAGAUGAAUGCAAGUAUUCAUUCA